AUGAGAACCUACGACGACACAUUCUCGGGCCAGAGAAUUUACCCUGGCAAGGGUAAGCUCUUUGUCCGUGGCGACAGCAAGAUCUUCCGCUUCCAGAACGGCAAGUCCGAGUCGCUCUUCCUCCAGCGCAAGAACCCCCGCCGCAUUGCCUGGACCGUUCUUUUCCGCAGACAGCACCGCAAGGGUAUCACUGAGGAGGCUGCCAAGAAGCGCACCCGCCGCACCGUCAAGGCCCAGCGUGCCAUCGUUGGUGCUUCCCUCGAUGUCAUCAAGGAGCGCCGAUCCAUGAGACCCGAGGCCCGCUCGGCUCAGCGAUCGCAAGCCAUCAAGGACGCCAAGGAGAAGAAGGCCGCCGAGGCCGCCGUCAAGAAGGAGGAGAAGGCCAAGCGUGCCACUACCGCCUCCAAGGGCCAGACUCAACGCAUUGUUGGCAAGCAGGGAGCCAAGGGUGCACAGCAGAAGGUCAAGGCCAGCACCCGCUAA
This is a messenger RNA of Pestalotiopsis fici W106-1, 483 nucleotides long. RefSeq names its product 60S ribosomal protein L24. Gene Ontology annotation, molecular function: mRNA binding; structural constituent of ribosome. The record is from RefSeq and is a predicted model, not a curated record. Bases 1 to 483 code for a protein of 160 amino acids. The transcript has 3 exons. NCBI's taxonomy places the organism in Eukaryota, Fungi, Ascomycota, Sordariomycetes, Amphisphaeriales, Sporocadaceae. Gene Ontology annotation, cellular component: cytosolic large ribosomal subunit. Gene Ontology annotation, biological process: cytoplasmic translation.